GGGACCGGGCCGGGGCGGCGCGGGGCAUGCCGGGAGCGGGGGGCUGAGGGGCGGCCGGGGUCCCGUCCGGCCUCCCCCGCUCUUGCGCGGGGCGAGCUCCCCGCUUCCAGCCCUGCCGCUUCCCCGCACGGCCACCCCUCGGCGCGGGGCGUGAGACUCCCGGGAGGCUGCGGGAAGGGGCCGUGAGGGUCUCUCUCUCUCUCUCUCUCUCGCCGCCCCGCGCCUGUGAGGCGCUCCGUCUGAGGUGGCGGGCGCCGCGGGACCCCGCGAAGCACGGCGCGGCUCCCGCAGGCUGAACGGCGGGCGCCGGCGGGCGGGGCCGCCGCCGUUGCCUGGUUGCGGCAGGCCCGGCCUUCCCUUCCCCGCCGCUCCGCUCCGCUGCCGGCCGCCGCGCAGGGAUGAAGGCCGCCGACUGGUGCCUGAGCUCGGCGGGGGCUGCCCUCGUCCUGGCCACCUCCAGCGACGAGCAGCACCCCGCCGAGAACGUCGCGGACGGGACGGUUAUAGAUGGAAAGCUGCAGGUGGGGCUUUUGUCCUGUUCUCUCCACAGAAGUUCAGAAACGUUUUGGACGACAACAGGCAUGUUCCCACAGGAGUUCAUUAUUGGUUUUCCUAAAUGUGUAAAAAUCAGCAAAGUCGCAAUCCAGUGUUAUUUGGUGCGGACCUUAAGGAUUGAAAGAAGUGUAUCUAAAGACCCAGUAGGUUUUGAGCAGUGUAUUGAAAAAGAUUUGCAACACACAGAAGGACAGCUUCAAAUGGAAGAAUUUCCACUUCCUGAUUUCCAAGCCACUUACUUGCGUUUCAUCAUCAAAUCUGCCUUUGAUCAUUUUGUAUCAGUGCACCGGGUGAUGGCAGAGGGCACAGCAGAAGACACUUAAGUCCAGCUUAAAUUUAUACCUCAAUUUUUUUUAUAAAGAAGUUACAUUUUGAUAUCUGUAGUGCAGAGAAUAUUUAUUAUUAAAAUCGUGCAUUAAAGUGUUUUUUGAAGGUAUGUAUUCCCCACCAGUUUAAUGUAUGUAAUAGAAUGGAAUCAUUUAGGUUGAAAAAGACUUUUAAGAUCAUCGAGUCGAACCGCAGUGCAGUACUCGAUAAUUGUAGUAACAGCUUUCUAGUUUUAUAACCUAGACUGUUACCCUAGAACACUUGAACAUAACUGAGUCCAUUUAAAUUAAUAUGUUUAUAUCAGGCUUUCUUAAUACAUGAAUUAAAACUCGAUUUCCUGUAAAA
This is a messenger RNA of Aquila chrysaetos chrysaetos, 1227 nucleotides long. RefSeq names its product heat shock protein family B (small) member 11 (gene IFT25). Gene Ontology annotation, biological process: intraciliary transport. The transcript has 5 exons. Bases 399 to 878 code for a protein of 159 amino acids. Lineage: Eukaryota; Metazoa; Chordata; Aves; Accipitriformes; Accipitridae. Gene Ontology annotation, cellular component: cilium; intraciliary transport particle B; centrosome. The record is from RefSeq and is a predicted model, not a curated record.